AUGACGACUUUGGUGACGACCCGGCGGCCGCUUCAAGUUAUUAGCAUGGGCAACGAGCGCGAGCGACGGUUAAGCAAACGUCUCGCUGGUAAGUGGAUUGAUGACGAAGGUGAAGGCUUUCUAAAAGGGCGACGCGCUGACGAGGAAAAUCCAGCGGCGGUGACGGAUUUCGAGCAUGACGACGAUUUCGCAUUUGUGCGAAAAUCAAAGAGGAUCAAGACGAACAAAGGACCUGAAUUAGACCUGGAACCCCAGCCCGAACCAGUGAAGAAACCUUCGAAAGGACGUCCUGUAACAAAAGAACGAGUUGCUCAAAGCUUUAAAACGAACGGAACGAUCUUGGAGGAGGAACCAACAGAGAAGGAACCGAGCGCGACUGCAAAGUCUACAACAAGGAAGAGCAGCAGGCAAAAAGCGAGUGCGGACGCGUCAGAUGAACCGCCUACAAAGACUACCAAGAAGCAACCGACCAAGAGGAGCACGCGACGAUCGGAAAAGCUAGACGAUGACACCCCUCAACCCGCACCAAUAUCAGAGCCAGAGCCAGAACCUGCACUUGUACCAGCACCCGAUCCUCAACAAGAAACAGCACCACCACCGCCAAUAACGAAAGCUUCUCGCGCCAAUGGAGCGUCUAAGAAACGUGGAAACCGCGUCAAGUCCACCAAACCACCCCCAGAUUGGGACAAGUCGCCCCAGCGAGAAGCGCCUGUUCAAUCCGCUACAAUUGCGCUGCCCAUGAGCGACACCCCCAUUAUCAAUAGAAACAAAGAGAUGCGGAAAAAGGGCGGCAACUCCAACAGACGAAGCAGCUUGGGCAACCGAGGACGUAGAGCGAGCUCAUUAAUCGAGAGUGGCUCAACAGCGAUACCCCACCGGGAAGUCAACCCAGCAGACUUUUACAAGCAUAUUGAAGCUGAGGGCUUGACGGAACCUCGACGUAUGAAACAACUGUUGACCUGGUGUGGCGAGCGUGCAUUGGCAGGGAAGCCUCGUCACGGCACACCGAAUUCUAAUGCUAUUCUUGGUGCUCGUGCCAUACAGGACCAACUACUAAAAGACUUUGCGGCUCGAUCUGAGUUUUCGGACUGGUUUAGUAGAGAGGACGACAAACCCAAAGCCCCUGUAGUGUCAAAGCCUAACCCAAGGAACGUGGAGCUUGAUGAGAAGAUGGCACAGCUUGAGAUAAACAUAAAAAGACUACAAGAGGAAAAGAAAUCAUGGCAAGCAAUACGGAAACCGCUGCCUGAACAACCGCCCCUUUUUGCUCCAGAGGAGACCGGACCUAUCGUGUUGCCCGACUUUGAUCUUUUAGAUCCCGAGGAAGGGAAAAUUCGAGGGUUCCUAGCAGACGAGAAAGUAUCGUUUGAAGCAGUCCGUUCACAAACAGAAUCACGACUGCGGACAAUACAAUCGACGCUUGAGUUCCAGGUCGACCAACUCGCUGAUAACGUCCAUAAGCUUGAGCAGCGGGUUCUGAUUGCAGGCAAAGAAGCGGAUAAGGUCCUCAGUGUCAGCGCUCUACGACUUCGACAACGUGAGGAGAGGGAGAAGGCAAGCGCAGGAACAAGGGAUAUGCCAGUUAUUGAGGUUCUAAGGAGCCUAGGGAAUAUUCUACCAGAAGGGGGCGGGUGA
Messenger RNA from Fusarium pseudograminearum CS3096, 1635 nucleotides. RefSeq lists its product as uncharacterized. NCBI's taxonomy places the organism in Eukaryota, Fungi, Ascomycota, Sordariomycetes, Hypocreales, Nectriaceae. The coding region runs from base 1 to 1635 and encodes 544 amino acids. Gene Ontology annotation, cellular component: MIS12/MIND type complex. The record is from RefSeq and is a predicted model, not a curated record. Gene Ontology annotation, biological process: mitotic sister chromatid segregation; cell division. The transcript is spliced from 3 exons.